GACGUCAGAGGUCAGCUGACCGGUUUGUUUUGCUGCUCGAGCUCGUCCCGAUAAAAACACCACGGAGGAAGAAGAAGCGACGACAUUUAAAAAACACAAACCGCCGCUGCUUCUCCUCUUCCUCCGCUCCGGUUUCUCACAACCAGCCACGGACUCUUUUAUAACCCGUUUUUAGCUUUUAUAUCUCCUCUUUGGAACGGUUUUUUGUGUUUCUACCUCCUGGUUUUCCUCCACUGCCAGCCGGCUGACUUUGACGCAGUAUGCCUUCAGAAAAAACCUUCAAACAAAGAAGGACGUUCGAACAGCGAGUAGAAGAUGUGCGACUGAUCCGAGAGCAGCACCCCAACAAGAUCCCGGUGAUCAUUGAGAGGUACAAAGGAGAAAAGCAGCUUCCCAUCCUGGACAAGACCAAGUUCCUGGUGCCCGACCACGUCAACAUGAGUGAACUGAUCAAGAUUAUCAGGAGGCGCCUCCAGCUGAACUCCAACCAGGCUUUCUUCCUGCUGGUCAACGGCCACAGCAUGGUGUCUGUGUCGGCCGCCAUCUCUGAGGUGUACGAGCGCGAGCGGGACCAGGACGGCUUCCUCUACAUGGUCUACGCCUCCCAGGAGACCUUCGGCGCCGCUGCAGCCGCCCAGUGAACGGCCUUCCUCCUCCCUCCAUCCAUCCAUCCAUCCUCCUCGGCGUUUGGACAAUUGUAAUUUUUAGCCUCCCCCUCUCUCCCCCUGCUGCGCGCCUUUAGUCUCGACUGUAAGAACGAAACAAACAAAAAACAACACAAACUGCUAAAAUCCAAACACAGCAUUUGGUCAUUUAUCUUUAGCGUUACAGCAGCAGAUAGACUGUUUGUGUACCGCCACACUCACCCAGUAGCAAAAAGUCUCACAGGGUUGAAGCAGAACAGUUUAGGUAGAGAAACCCCCAAAGUCUGAUGGUGACUCAGGCCGGUAGAGUCUUUCAGUGUGUGUUGCUUCGUCCUCUCCGGUUAAAAUCCCGUCUCGUACCUGAUGACGACAGUUCUGUUCAGUGUUGUGGUGUCUCCUAGGCUGUAUUUCUGUUAAUGUAUAUAUACACAGUUCAGGUAGUGAUGUUACGUACAGGUGGUGAGGCGCCACCACUUAUCUAUCUACACACACACACACACAUAUAUAUAUAUAUAUAUAUAUAUAUACAUUAGAUUAUGAACAAAGCCAGGUUUGUGGAGACGAGAGAUUGUUUUUAACCGAGGGUUUUUACUGCAGUUGCAAAUAUAAAGCUUUAGGGAUUUUGUUUAAAUUGUUUUUGUUGCCGGAGACGUUUUAAAAAUUAAGUGUUAAUCAAGUGCAUCUCUGCUGUGUGUCUCUUCACACCCCCCCCAUCCAUCCGUCAGUGUUUUUAAUCCCUCCCUGCCUUGUAGCCUGAAACCAUCUUCACCAUAACAGAAAAAGAUGUUAGGAAAUAAAAAUCAAAAAAACGCUUUGCUCUGAUGAUUGUAGUUUGCAACGAAAACAGAAAACGUUUAAAAAAAAAAUGCCUUGGUGUACAGAUGAUAUAGACUAUUAUUAAAGGGGUUCCGAUCAGAGUGUAGCCAAGUUGAUUUUGGAGACACUACGAGGAGCGUGGUCCGACUGCAUGUGUGAAUGGAGGAUGAGCGGAGACAGCGUCCUCAUCUUUGUUUUUUUUGUGGAAAGUAACUUUAAGGAAUGCCAGGUUGAUGAGCGUCGCGUCCGGCUUGUCCGUGUGUGUUUUCCCUUUGACCUGCAGGGCUGAUUUCUGUCAUUCACAGCGAGUUCUGACUGAACAUCCGCCCUGUUUGGUUUUUAAAGGGCUGCACUGCUGAACGUCCUCGUCUGUCUCCUCCUCCUCACCUUCUUCUUAACAAGUUCGAGGUUUUAGCUGCUUUAUAUCGCAGUAUUUUAUCUCUUUUUGUUUCUUUUUAUUUAAUGUGGUUUUUAUCUCAUUGUACGACACGUCUCGACUCUUGGCCGUCUGCAGUUGUGUGAAGGUGACUUGAUUUUGUUCCCGACUCGUUAAAGCCACUGUGUGUUGGUUACAGAGGGGUGGAGCAUUUGUUUCAGUGCUGUCUUUUCUGCCUGCUCCUCGGUUUCAAACACACACAUUCACACACAGCAAUAUCACACAGCCUCCUUUAUGUAUUUAUGUUGGUAUUUUGUAAACAAUAAAACCAGAAAAAAAGCAA
Messenger RNA from Acanthochromis polyacanthus (spiny chromis), 2179 nucleotides. RefSeq names its product microtubule-associated protein 1 light chain 3 beta (gene map1lc3b). Gene Ontology annotation, biological process: cellular response to nitrogen starvation; macroautophagy; autophagosome assembly. Gene Ontology annotation, molecular function: ubiquitin protein ligase binding. NCBI's taxonomy places the organism in Eukaryota, Metazoa, Chordata, Actinopteri, Pomacentridae. The record is from RefSeq and is a predicted model, not a curated record. Bases 261 to 641 code for a protein of 126 amino acids. The transcript has 4 exons. Gene Ontology annotation, cellular component: autophagosome membrane; autophagosome; cytosol.